AGGGAAGUACCUAAACCUUAUGUGCCGACAGAGGAGGAAAGAAGACUCCUCAAGGAGUGUGCUGAAGAGAGUGCCCGGUAUAGAGCUUUUCCUUUGGCUGCCGUGAGCAUGCUUGCUACUAGUUUCUUAAUUAGGAAAGGUGUUAUAAGAGACAGCUCAAGAUUUGGCUCUUUUAUGAAAGUUGCAUUUGCUGGAACGUGUGGAUACCUGGCUGGAAAGAUAUCCUACUUGCCAAUCUGUAGCGAGAAAUUUAAGAAACUGAAGGAUUCCCCAAUAGGAGAUGUUCUACGACAAGCUCAGAGACAUAGUUCACAUAACCGUUCCAGUCGGAAAUCUGAAUUUUCAGAGAUGCCUUCUCAGUCAUUUACUGAAUCUUCUCCAAGAGCUGGAUUUCCACUUCCGUCUAGCUAUUCAGAUGAUUAUAGUUCAACAGAUAGAGCCCUCUCAAGUUAUGAACCCGUUCCAUUCAGUGCUUCCCUGAAUGAGUCUUCGCCUACAGGAAUUACUGAUUACACUGUUCAAGAUCCUGCUCCAAUCCCAGAAGAAAGCCGUAAAAAAAAGGGCAUCACAUAUGAGGAAUUAAGGAAUAAACACAGAGAGACAUACGAGGUAAUGCUACCACCAAAGGCAGAAACUCCAAGCAAGUUUUCACAGGAAAAAACAGCUAAGGAAGUUAAAGUAAAUAAAUAUGGAGAUACCUGGGAUGAGUGAGAGAUGAAUGAAGAACCGAAGAAAAUUAUCUCCUGUCAGCUAACUUGAACUUCAUCUAGAUUAGUCAUGAGUAUCGGCACCUUUGGUGUGUUCUGCCAGGCACCGCUAUUAAUAAAUGGAGGGAAAAUCCUGACUUGCCAGAAGAUUAAAAACAAAGUAUUUAGGCUUAAUUUUUUUUAAUUUUUCAUAAAUGGCAGGCGAAGCUAUUGUGAGGUGUCAUGACUGUAAACCAUUUGUGCUAUUGUUUAAGAAUGAAAAAGGUAACUGGCAAUAACUGAAAUAAAUGUAUAGCAAAAGGUGAAAAUAUGUCUAAAUAAAUGCAAUCACAUGUAUUGGGAAGGGAAAAAUACCAGAAUCUUCUCAAAUUUUCAGGACUCGCAUUAAAAGUUACCUGUGGAACU
Messenger RNA from Leptosomus discolor (cuckoo roller), 1112 nucleotides. Lineage: Eukaryota; Metazoa; Chordata; Aves; Leptosomiformes; Leptosomidae. The record is from RefSeq and is a predicted model, not a curated record.